CUUGAACCAGAAAAAUCGUGUACCAGUCGCGUACCUUCGUGUAAUAAGUAGUAGUUGUGUAGUCGUGUAAUAAGAAUGUAAUCGUGCAAUUUCUGAUUUGUAAUUUCUGACCAAGAUCAUACAAAAAUAAUCAAGCAUUAUGAACAUCACUGUGUCGUAUAGAACACAGUUAACUUACGAAAUUAUUUCGUAUGUGCUUAAUUAUAGUUUAGCAGCCCAAUGCAAUGACUCGAAUUUCCAUGUAAACUGCCAUCUAACAUUGAAAAAAUGGCAUUUCCAAGGUUGUGUAACAUCCUCUAUAACAACAUUUCCAUGCAGACCAAAUCGUGUCACUUCUCUUACAACCACUUAUCUCCAACAAAAAGGGCAGAAAAAUUGUAACCAACAUCUAUCACGACUUCAGCGGUUUUCUGAAUGGUUUACACAUACAAAUAAUGUAAAGCCUUUCUUAUUUGUGAUUCUUUUCAGCAGGAAAUUUCGAGCAAUGUUUCUGAACACCUUCAUGGCGACCGCAGCAGCGCUGUUUGCCUGCGCUUCUGCUCACGUGGCGAGCUCCCGGGCUGACGCCGACCCCGUGAGCCUGCAGGUCUUCUACGAGUCGCUGUGCCCCGACAGCAUCCGCUUCGUGGAGGAGCAGCUUGCGCCGGUCUACGCAUCCCUCUCAUCCAUCCUCUCCGUUGACAUCACUGCGUACGGCUUUGCUUCGGACACAGCGAAGCCCGAGGGUGGCUACAACUUCACGUGCCAGCACGGACCUGACGAGUGCGUGGGCAACCUGCUGCUGGUGUGCGCUAAGAAGUACUUACCGCAGGAGCCUGAGUACAUCGACUUCAACAUCUGCGUCAUGACUGCUGAAUAUCCCCCUUCUGCUGGUGAACAGUGUGCCGCAGAACUUGGCGUCUCCUUCGCCGAAAUCUCGGCGUGCUGGACGUCACAGGAGGGAGAGGAGCUGCUCCACGAGGCAGGAAUAUACACGGCAGCACAAGUGCCGCGCAUCAAUUAUGUCCCUUGGAUGAUCAGCAACGGGGAACACGACGACGCUAUCCAAGCGGCUUGCGAAUUUGACCUCGAGGCCUACGUAUGCGCCACCUACACCGGCACGCCGCCACUUGAGUGCGGGGCCUCGAAGCAUGGGGGUUGAUCGUGGGUGAUGGGUAGGGGACUUCUGAAGCUGGGUGUUGAUCGUUGGAGAUGAGUAGGGGACUUCUGAAGCUGGGUGUUGAUCGUGGGUGAUGAGUAGGGGACUUCUGAAGCUGGGUGUUGAUCGUGGGUGAAGAGUAGGGGACUACUGAAGCUGGGUAUUGAUCGUGGGUGAUGAGUAGGGGACUUCUGAAGCUGGGUGUUGAUCGUGGGUGAAGAGUAGGGGACUUCUGAAGCUGGGUAUUGAUCGUGGGUGAUGAGUAGGGGACUCUGAAGCCGGGUGUUGAUCGUGGGUGAAGAGUAGGGGACUUCUGAAGCUAGGUAUUGAUCGUGGGUGAUGAGUAGGGGACUCUGAAGCUGGGUGUUGAUCGUGGGUGAUGAGUAGGGGACUCUGAAGCUGGGUGUUGUUCGUGGGGGAUGAGUAGGGGACUUCUGAAGCUGGGUGUUGAUCGUGGGGGAUGAAUAUGGGACUUCUGAAGCCGGGUGUUGAUCGUUGGGAAUGCUAAAUGGACUUCGGGUGCCGGGUGUUGAAAGUGGGUGAUGAUAUGGGGACUUCUAAUGCCGGUUGUUGAACGUGGGUUAUGAUAAUAAGGGGAUUUCUGGUGCCGGUUGUUGAUCGUUGGCGAUAAUAAGGAAAAUUCUUGUGCCGGUUGUUUAUCGUGGGUGAUGCUAAGGGGAAUUUUGUUGGCGGAUGUUGGUCGCGGGUGAUUCUAUGGGGGCUUUUGGUGGCGAAUGUUGAUCUUGGGUUCUGCUGACGGGAUUUUGCUGAGCGUUGAAAGUGUACGAUGCUGAAAGGGAGUUAAGUGCGGAGCAACGGUCGUGAAUGAAGCUGAGUUUAUUACCUCCUUGAAACGUUUUCUUGUCUCUUGAGGCAUUGAGAUUAGUUUGAUGAGACAUUCCACAUCUUCCUCUUAUAGCCCUUAGGUUACAAAUAGUAUACUGUAUACAUUUGUGUAUUAUUGCCAAAUGCUAAAAAGAGUCCAUAUAGAGUAGUGACUCGGUAAUUAACUUAUGACAAUAAAACGCGUAAUUCAUGUAAUAACGCGAUUUUACUAAUUCAGAAAUAAUAAAACUAUGAUUAUGGUGA
Hyalella azteca is the source of this 2227-nucleotide messenger RNA. RefSeq names its product gamma-interferon-inducible lysosomal thiol reductase-like. The transcript is spliced from 5 exons. Bases 140 to 1141 code for a protein of 333 amino acids. Lineage: Eukaryota; Metazoa; Arthropoda; Malacostraca; Amphipoda; Hyalellidae. Gene Ontology annotation, molecular function: oxidoreductase activity, acting on a sulfur group of donors, disulfide as acceptor. The record is from RefSeq and is a predicted model, not a curated record.